UCAACGAUCCGAUAACAAACAACUCUAUCGCACACUCAUACACGAAACGAAUUAAACAAAUCAUAUAUAUAUUUUUUUUUUCCACAUUUGACAUUAAUAGCAAAAACAACAAGUGUGCGCCUUAACUUGAACCCACCUUGCAAAUAAAUACAAAAUACAUUAGAACAAUAUCAAUAGCAUUCUUUUAAAUCACAAGUAAAACUGUAAGCAGCAGACGUAAGUUUCGCCACCUGCACAAAAAAAAAGUCGUGAAAUAUGGUCAGGCUAUUUAACUUGAGCGUCUUCUACAAGGGUGCCAGCGAAGCGCGACUGUUGAAGUCCACAUCGGACUUGCAGUCCUUUCCAUUUUUCCAACGUAGCACUGUCAGUGAGUUCAUGACUUUCGCGUCAAGGACAAUUGUGGAACGCACUCAGCCGGCGCUGCGACAGUCGGUUAAACAGGAUGCCUACAUGUGCCAUGUUUAUGUGCGAGCCGAUAAUUUGGCUGGAGUUCUGAUUGCGGAUCACGAAUAUCCACAUCGUGUGGCACACACGUUAAUCACAAAGAUACUGGACGACUUCACAGCCAAAGUGGCGGCAGGAUUGUGGCCCAAUGGCUCGGACGCGGAAAUUCCGUUUGAUGCAUUGCCCGUAUUUUUGGCCAAAUACCAGGAUCCCAAAGAGGCUGAUCCGCUGUUGAAAAUGCAAACGGAUUUGGAUGAAACUAAAAUCAUAUUGAAGAGCACAAUUGAAGCGGUGCUGAAGCGUGGAGAGAAUUUGGAAGAUAUGGUCUACAAAUCCGAGCAGCUUUCAAUGCAGAGCAAGGCCUUCUACAAGACAGCGAAAAAGACAAAUUCAUGUUGCAACUUCACCUAAGCCAGGGUGCAAGGUCAGCAAACGGGAAACGUUAAACACCAUGAAACAACAACUACUACAACAACAACACCAACAAGCAACGUAUAACAACAAACAACAACAAGAUGAUGUAGAAACGCAGCAAGAAAACUGCUAGAGAUCGCGGCAAUGGCUUAGAAUUUGUAUGCUUUUUUAAAAUAAUUAAUUUUAUAUAUUUAAAAUAUAUCUAUGUAUAAACAUGCAUCCAUAUAUGUAUGUAUACAUACACACGUUUAUUUACGUAUGUACAUAUAUGUGUGUGAUGUACGAAUGUACCGCAACUCAAGGAUAUGCACGUUCAAUUUGUUUGUUUGCAUGGUACAGAUAAUGUUAUACAUACAUAUGUAAUUAUAAAUGCUACCAAUACAAUUAUAAUAUAUAAUACUAUACUAUAUAUAAUAUAUACUUAUGUAUGUGUGUGUGUUCGCAAUCUGUGUCUUAUCUCCUUUGGAUUUGUGUGCUCAUCAUCUCUUCAGCUUCAGCUUUAGCUUUUGUCAUUUGUAUCUGCUCCAAAUGCGAUGUAUUUGUAUGUAUUAUGUAUGAACUAUAUAUAUAACGAAUCGCUGUUAGUUUCACAACUGUGCAGGUGACUCCAAAACUGCCGAAUACUCAAGAGGCAACCCUCGCCAAUUUUAUGGGAUUAAUAAAAAGUAUUAUACCAAAUGUGAUUGACAUUUU
Molecule: messenger RNA, 1551 nt
Organism: Drosophila innubila
Lineage: Eukaryota; Metazoa; Arthropoda; Insecta; Diptera; Drosophilidae
Gene: Ykt6
Product: synaptobrevin homolog YKT6
Exons: 2
Coding region: 256-855 (199 amino acids)
Biological process (GO): endoplasmic reticulum to Golgi vesicle-mediated transport
Cellular component (GO): Golgi apparatus
Molecular function (GO): SNAP receptor activity
Source: RefSeq, a predicted model, not a curated record